Molecule: messenger RNA, 4711 nt
Organism: Solea senegalensis (Senegalese sole)
Lineage: Eukaryota; Metazoa; Chordata; Actinopteri; Pleuronectiformes; Soleidae
Gene: smarcd3b
Product: SWI/SNF related, matrix associated, actin dependent regulator of chromatin, subfamily d, member 3b
Exons: 14
Coding region: 782-2338 (518 amino acids)
Biological process (GO): regulation of transcription by RNA polymerase II
Cellular component (GO): SWI/SNF complex; nucleus
Source: RefSeq, a predicted model, not a curated record
AAGAAAAAACGUUGAAAUCAGGUGAGUCAUUACCUAGUUAUUAUGGACAAGGUUAGGAAUACGGCAAGAUUGAGUGUGCAAACCUGUGUGCGUGUACCUGUAUUUAUAGAUCUGUGAGGUCUGAAAAAUGUCUUUGUGGGGACAUUUUUGUCUGGACGCCACAACUUUAAAGGCGUCUUGGAAUUAGAAUUGAGUUGAGGUUAGAGUUAGGGCAUGUGUCCUCACAAUGAUAUGAAAACACGUGUGUGUGUGCUGACCCUGGCCUCUUGGUUGGUCACCAGGGGGAAGCUGCAGAAAAGGAAUGGCUAACUGAUUCUAACCUCCCCAGCCCCCGUUUAGACCAAACAGCAGCCUCUCUCCCGCCUCAUGCCCUUAUCUUACCAGUGGAAUGCAACAGCUGUGCGGGGGAGCAGCGGGGUGGGCUGGCUGAAACCCCCCUGCCAGACCCCCGCACCGCUCCCCCACCGCCUCCACCUCCACCUCCAAGGGACGUGCUGGGCUCCUGGAAGGCAGCUCAACUAAAAAGUGAGCGAGACACACACACAGUGAGAGACUCGGCAGGGCUGCUGCACAUUCAAAACAGAGGGAGAGGGAGGGAAGAGAGAGAGAGAGAGCGAGAGAGAGAGAAAAGGAGAGUCAGGGACAGGCAGUGCUGAAAAGGAGAGCACAAAGAGAAGGAAAGUGGAGCAGGGGAGGGGAACAGGAGGCUGGGUGAAGGGAGAGGGAAAGACAAAAGAAGGAGAGGGGAGACUGAGCAGGGUGAGCGGAGGGGACUGAGCAAAUGGCUACGGAGGAAACGGCGGGGGGAGCCAGGAAAGCCACCAAGAGCAAACUGUUUGAGUUCCUGGUCCAUGGAGUGCGUCCUGGCAUGCCGUCUGGAGCGAGGAUGCCCCACCAGGGAGCACCCAUGGGCCCCCCCGGCCCACCGUAUGGAGGGAGCCCAGCAGUGCGACCCGGCCUGCCCUCCCCGGUGAUGGAGCCCAGUCGUAAGAGGCCUGCCCCCUCCCAGCAGGUCCAGCAGCAGCAGCAGCAGCAACAGCAGCAGCAGCAGCAGCAGUCCGUCCAGAACCGGGCCAGAAAGAAGCCAGUCGGAUUCCCCGGAGCCAAUGAGAUGCCGGCGAGGCAGAUGGACAUGAGAGAGCCCCAAUCAGAUCCCACGCUCGGAUCCAAUGCUAAGAGAAGGAAAAUGGCAGACAAGAUUCUUCCGCAAAGGCAGAUCCGUGAGCUGGUCCCAGAGUCUCAGGCCUACAUGGACCUGCUGGCCUUUGAGCGCAAACUGGACCAGACCAUCAUGCGCAAGCGUGUGGACAUUCAGGAAGCACUGAAGAGACCGAUGAAGCAGCAAAAGCGUAAACUGAGGCUUUACAUAUCCAACACCUUUAACCCGGCCCGGCCCGACGCCGACGACUCUGACGGCAGCAUUGCAUCAUGGGAGCUGCGAGUGGAGGGGAAGCUGCUGGAUGACCCUGGGAAGCAGAAGAAGAAGUUCUCCUCGUUUUUUAAGAGCCUGGUGAUCGAACUGGACAAAGACCUGUACGGUCCAGACAACCACCUGGUCGAGUGGCACCGCACGCCCACCACCCAAGAAACGGACGGUUUCCAGGUGAAGAGGCCAGGGGACGUGAGCGUGCGCUGCACCCUGCUGCUGAUGCUGGACUACCAGCCUCCCCAGUUCAAACUGGACCCUCGUCUGGCCCGCCUGCUCGGCAUCCACACUCAGACCCGCUCCUGCAUCAUUCAGGCCCUGUGGCAGUACGUCAAGACCAACAAGCUGCAGGACUCCCAUGACAAGGAGUACAUCAACUGUGACAAGUACUUCCAACAGAUUUUUGAUUGUCCUCGUCUGAAGUUCUCUGAGAUCCCUCAACGUCUCACCAACCUCCUCCUGCCCCCUGACCCCAUCGUCAUCAACCACGUCAUCAGCGUGGACCCUAACGACCAGAAGAAGACGGCCUGCUAUGACAUAGACGUGGAAGUGGAAGAUCCGCUGAAGAGCCAGAUGAGCAGCUUCCUCCUCUCCACCGCCAACCAGCAGGAAAUCGCCUCACUCGACAACAAGAUCCACGAGACCAUCGAGUCCAUCAACCAGUUGAAGAUCCAGAGGGACUUCAUGCUUAGCUUCUCCAGAGAUCCCAAGGGCUACAUCCAGGACUGGCUCAAAUCCCAGAGCCGAGACUUGAAGCUGAUGACAGACGUGGUGGGGAACCCCGAAGAAGAGAGGAGGGCGGCGUUUUACCACGAGCCCUGGUCCCAGGAAGCCGUCAGCCGCUAUUUCUACUGCAAGAUCCAGCAGAGGAGACAGGAGCUGGAACAGGCCUUAGCUGUGCGCAACACCUAAAACCAAGGCCCUCCUGAAUAUCUGCAUCUCAUUUCAGAGCUCUGUGUGUGUGUCUGUGUGUGUCUGUGUGUGUGUGUGAGGCCAUCGCUGAAGCCUGCUGAAACCUAAUACCUCUAAAAAAAAAUGUCACUAACUUUAAAAAACAGCCUUUGUUUUUGUGGAGGAGGAAGAGGAGGAGGUUUCCACAGGGUCAGCAGCGAUGUAAACGUACGGAAGCCGGAGUGUUCUUGUUUUUCUGUGCACGACUGUGAGGACACCCAACGCUUGCGCGGUCGACCAUCUGACCAUCGUCAGACUGAAAACCACACGUUGUUUGGCUCUCUGUAAAUUUGUCACUGACUCUCUCCGUUUUAUGACAAGAUCUCAAGCGGCUGCUCGCGACGUCACUGUCCGUCCUCACAGUCUUCUCAUUUUAUGAUUUUUUUUUAGGGGAUGUUUGAUUGUGAACGUGUGACUCUGUGUGUGUGUGUGUUCUUUUUUUCUUCCUGUUUGUUCUCAUGAGGAUAGUGUUUUUGAAACACUGACUACUUACACCAGCAAAGUUGAGGUUGCAGUGUGACACAUCGAGUGGAUGCAGGGAUAUCAGUGCUAUAAAUAAACCUGAGCUGUAGAUUUCAUUCACUCUCAGGUUCUAGUGAGUAAAUCAGUUUGACGACACGACGGCGUGUCUCACGCUUUAGUCUUUUUCCUACAACAGUAUUAGUAAACUGAGCGAACUGUAAGUAUUAUCACGUCAACAGAUCCACGUCUGUUCGGUUUAAUGAAGGAAAAAAAAACAAAAUAUUGACCAUGAUAGCGAGAGCUUUUUCUUCCCUUAAUCGAUGAAAAAUUGACUUCAUUUGUCACUCACUGCCUCUUGUUUGUGAAGUUUGUGCUUUUACCAGUUAUUGUAUUGAAGGUUCUACCAAAGGUUGCAACAAGAUGAAGAGAUCAUGAUCACUGAAACAGAAAUGGGCAAAAAUCCAGAUCUGGGUUUAAUAAUAGAAAAUUGCAAAAAGAAGGAGAAGAAGAAGAAAAAGAAAAAAAGACAGAGAAUUUACUCCCAAAAGUUUUCCUUUGUAGCUAAUUAGGUCUCAAAUUCUCUUAAAGUAUUUCUGCAAUAAACAUUUAAGCCUGUGGUUUGGAAAGCUUUGUCCAUUUCUACACCUUUUUUUGUUUUUUUUUAACGUUACAUGAAGAGUUUUCUUUCCGUCGUCUACAGAUGUGAAUGUAAAUAUGUUUGGUUUUUUUGUGCUCCUUUAAGAGGGCCCGCUGUACAGUAUAUGAUAUUAUGAGUGUUUGUUUUUUUUGGGGUGGGGGGGGUGGGGUGUAGAGGGUGAGGGCGGAUGGGGUACAUGAGUUUUGGAUUAGUAGUUCAGGAAUGUUAGCGUUCCUCUGUGUCCUCUCUGGGUUUAUUUUAGGUCCAUCUCUUGUCCGUCGUGGGAGCCCGGCGGCCUCCCUCGCUCUCAGUCACACGAUGUAAUCUGCACCACCCGAUCUCAUUUUACACCUUUUUUUAAAUGACACACGACUUGUAUGUAUAUGUUGUAAUGUCAGCAGUCAGUUUAGAGCUGGAGCCUGUGUUUUUUUUUCUGGGUUUCCGUUGCACUGUGCUGUAACUUCUCUCUGUCGCGCCUCUUGACACGCCAUGUGAUUGGACGAUUUCACGUCACCGAGACCUAUGCAUGCUCCAUACAUACAUCCAUCUGAUGAGACAGAAUGUGUACAUACAACAACAAGGUGGCAUACAUAACAGCCGGUGUGAGGAGCGUUGCAUACGCUGAAAUGCCUUCUGGGGACUUUUUUUUGCCAAAAAUGAUGUGCCCUACCAGCAACUAACUGUAGGUGUGAUUUUUUUUUUUCUUGACUGUGUUUUUGUUACUAGGUCUAAGUUAUAUUAACUGCACACGUUAGAGGAGAGCAGUAGACAGUAGUAGUAUCUUAAUCCUGUGUCUGAUCCAGAGUGAUUUUUCCUUUGUGUGGUCAGGGCAUUCACAUUGUUGUCACUGAGUCACUAGCGCCCUCUUGUGGAGGAACAUUAGAAGCUGCAGCUCCUGGGUGCACCCACCCGAGUCUCCGGACUGAACUGUCCCCCUUGUUUAAGCCCUGACUUUACUGUCCACAUGUUUUGUCCCACUCCCCUGCAUGUGUUUUACGAAGAGUGGGAACUGAACUCUUCCUCUCUGUUUACACUGUUGUCAGAGCGCCACCGACAGGACGAUUAUAGUAUACACAAUACUGUGCAUCUGUAAAGAGCAAAACUUGUUCGGUGAUGACAUUCUACAAAAGAGAAAAAAAGACGAGAACAAAAAAAAAGAAAGGGAAAACAGCUGUGACACUGCGAGACAGCCUGGAUGUAAAUAAAGAAGCGCUUGCCAAAGUUUGUAAAUGCCA